This is a messenger RNA of Fraxinus pennsylvanica, 1065 nucleotides long. Lineage: Eukaryota; Viridiplantae; Streptophyta; Magnoliopsida; Lamiales; Oleaceae. The record is from the annotation of a GenBank genome assembly.
AUGACCAGCCGGAAUGGUACCUAUGGCAAGCGAAGGGCUGGAAUUUUAAAGAAAGCUCAGGAAAUAUCAGUGUUAUGCGACAUUGACAUUAUUCUCCUUAUGUUUUCUCCGACUGGAAAACCGUCAAUUUUUCGUGGACAACACAGCAACAUCGAUGAGAUGAUUGCAAAAUAUGCACAACUAUCUCCAAAGGAAAGGACCAAAAGGAGGUUGGAAAGUCUCGAAACUUUGAAGAGAAACUUUAAGAAGCUUGAUCAAGAUGUGGAUAUUGAAGAGUUUUUGGAUGCAAGUUCUCCCUCAAUUGAGGAAAUGCUCAACCAGGCAAAGAUGCUGCAAGAGCAACUUACAGAAGUCCAGAAAAGACUUGGCUUCUGGACUAAUCCCGACAAAAUCGAAGACAUUGAACAUCUCUGUCAGAUGGAAAAUUCACUAAGGGAAUCACUCAAUAGAAUUCACAUGCAAAAGAGUUCGUUUCAGCUGGAAAACUUAGGGAAUGACCAACUUAUGCCCUUAGACUGCACCGGCCAGGCCGAAUAUGGGAUGCAUUUUCCCCUGAUCACUGGUGGUGGUCAGGAUUGCCAAACACAGUCGUGGUUUCCAAAUGUUGAGAGGCAACAUAUGAUGCUACCAGACGAACCCCAUUUUUUGUCUUGUAGAGAUAUGGAGUGCUCCAUAGAUACAUCCCUUCCAAGCUGCUCGGGUUUAUUUGGUGUCAAGAAAGAAGCAGACCUUGACAAUUCAAAACUUGUGGAUAUUGGAAGACAAGAUGGGAUUACAAUUGAUGAUUAUACUAAUAGUUCUUCUCACAUGAGACUACCUCUAGGCGAGCAAUAUUCCUACCAUUCAUACGGGAAUUUAAGUUUGCCAGAAAUGAUGGAGCCUGAAAGAGAGGUGAAUUUUCACCCGAGUACCAUGGAUUAUCAAAUUAAUGGCAAUUUUGAACUACCAAGAUCCGUUUUCAAUGAUUUGGAGCAUAAUAUAGUAUCGGCAUCCGGCCCUUCUGUCCUAUCUAACCUUAAUAAUAACUCCUAUCAACAACAGCCACCAAACCACUUGAACAACUAG